CCUUCCUCCACUUUCUCUCUCUACUCUCUCUAUCUCUAUCUCUCUCUCCAACGUGUAGCGAGGGAAGGAGAUAUAGGCACCGUACGCACCUUCUUUCCUCCUUUUGUCAUUUGGGCGCUCCCUCCCUACCUGUGCCGGCAGGGACAAAAAAGAACGAAGAAGCAGAGGGACUACGCUCAUUCUCUCUGCAUUCUCUCUCUCUCUCUGGUUCAUCUCCUUCUUCAAAGCCAUUUUUGUUCAUCAGUGUAGAUAAGAUAGAUUUCGUUAGAUUUGAAUCGAAUAAACAGAAAUGUCGGAAGACGAGAAGUUAUUAAAAGAAGCGAAGAAGCUGCCAUGGGAAGAUCGUCUAUUGCACAAGAACUGGAAGGUCAGGAACGAUGCCAACAUCGAUCUGGCCGCCGUCUGCGAUUCCAUUACCGAUCCCAAGGAUGCUCGUCUCAGAGAAUUCGGUCCGCUUUUUAAGAAGACCGUCGCUGAUUCGAACGCUCCUGUUCAAGAGAAAGCCCUUGAUGCACUGAUUUCUUUCUUAAAAGCUGCCGACUCUGAUGUUGGAAGGUAUGCAAAAGAAGUUUGCGAUUCGAUUGUCGCUAAAUGCCUAACCGGUCGGCCCAAGACAGUGGAGAAGGCUCAGAUGGCGUUUAUGCUUUGGGUGGAGUUGGAAGCGACGGAGGUGUUCCUGGAUGCUAUGGAAAAAGCAAUUAAGAACAAAGUUGCCAAAGCAGUUGUGCCAGCCAUUGAUGUCAUGUUUCAAGCCCUCAGUGAAUUUGGGGCAAAGGUUGUGCCUCCAAAAAGAAUUCUUAAGAUGCUUCCUGAACUUUUUGACCACCAAGACCAAAAUGUCCGUGCUUGCUCCAAAGGGUUAACACUUGAGCUUUGUCGUUGGAUUGGAAAAGAUCCAGUAAAAUCAAUUUUGUUUGAGAAAAUGCGGGAUACAAUGAAAAAAGAGCUUGAGGCAGAACUUGUCAAUGUCACAGGGGCAGCUAGGCCAACACGCAAAAUAAGAUCUGAACAAGACAAGGAGCCAGAGCAGGAAGUUGCCUCUGAAGCUACAGGCCCUGGCCCCUCUGAAGAAUCCACUGCUGAUGGUCCUCAGGAAAUAGAUGAGUAUGAACUUGUUGAUCCGGUUGAUAUUUUGACUCCUUUGGAGAAGUUAGGGUUUUGGGAUGGAGUGAAAGCUGCCAAAUGGUCUGAGAGGAAGGAAGCUGUUGCCGAACUAACAAAGCUUGCUUCAACAAAGAAGAUAGCUCCUGGUGAUUUCACUGAAGUCUGUCGGACACUGAAGAAGCUUAUUACGGAUGUGAAUAUUGCUGUUGCUGUUGAAGCCAUCCAAGCUAUUGGGAAUCUUGCCAAGGGUCUGAGGAAUAAUUUCUCUGGGAACUCGCGCUUUCUGUUGCCAGUUUUGCUUGAAAAAUUGAAGGAGAAGAAACCAACUCUUACCGAUUCACUUACUCAAACACUCCAAGCAAUGCACAAGUCUGGGUGCCUAACUCUUGCUGAUGUUAUAGAAGAUGUUAGAACAGCAGUGAAAAAUAAGGUUCCUCUUGUGCGUUCUUCAACAUUAAACUGGGUCACAUUCUGUAUAGAAACAAGCAAUAAGGCUACUAUUCUGAAGCUGCAUAAGGAUUAUGUUCCCAUUUGUAUGGAGUGCCUGAAUGAUGGAACACCAGAAGUGAGGGAUGCAGCAUUUUCUGCUUUGGCAGCAAUUGCAAAGUUGGUUGGUAUGAGGCCUCUAGAGAGAUCACUGGAGAAACUUGACGAGGUGAGGAAAAAGAAGCUUUCUGAUAUGAUUGGGGGUCCUGGAGGUAGCACGCUUCCUAGUACAGGUUCAGCUCCAGCACCAGCAUCAAAUGGAAGUAUUUCAGGAUCUAUGGCUGUAGAGAGCUCUUUUGCCAGGAAAUCAGCAGCAAGCAUGCUUAGUGGGAAGAAGCUUGUCCAGGCAACUCUGGCUAGUAAGAAAAGUGGGUCAGUGAAACCUAGUGUUAACAAAAAAGGUGAUGCAGUUGGACAAUCAAAGACUAUGGGAUCAGUUGCACCUGAGGAUAUUGAGCCUGCAGAGAUGAGUCUUGAAGAGAUAGAAAGCAGAUUAGGUUCCCUUAUACAAGCAGAUACUAUUUCCCAACUCAAGAGUGGUGUAUGGAAAGAACGUCUUGAAGCAAUUGUUUCAUUAAAAGAGCAGAUUGAAGGCCUUCAAGACAUUGAUCAGUCUACUGAACUUUUGAUCCGUCUAGUUUGUGCUGUUCCUGGGUGGGGAGAGAAAAAUGUUCAGGUCCAGCAACAAGUUAUUGAAGUCAUUAAUCAUGUAGCUGCAACAGCAAAGAAAUUUCCUAAAAAAUGUGUUGUACUUUGCCUUCCUGGUCUAAGCGAACGUGUAGCAGAUAUUAAAACCCGUACUCAGGCCAUGAAAUGCCUUACUACCUUCUCUGAGGCAGUUGGUCCUGGCUUUAUCUUCGAAAGACUUUAUAAAAUUAUGAAAGAGCACAAAAACCCCAAGGUUCUUAGUGAGGGAGUUUCAUGGAUGUUUUCUGCAGUAGAGGAUUUUGGCAUUUCACAUGUAAAAUUGAAGGAUUUAAUUGAUUUCUGCAAAGAGACUGGUCUGCAAUCCAGUGCUGCUGCCACUAGAAACGCAACAAUCAAACUAAUUGGAGCAUUGCACAAGUUUGUUGGUCCAGAUAUUAAAGGAUUUCUUUCAGAUGUCAAGCCUGCACUUCUAAGUGCACUUGAUGCAGAGUACGAGAAAAAUCCAUUUGAGGGUGUGUCAGCAGCGGUAAAGAAAACUGUAAAGGCAUCCGAGUCCACCUUAUCUAUGUCUUCUGUUGGUUUGGAUGGCUUGCCACGUGAAGAUAUUAGUGCAAAGAUCACACCUACUCUGCUAAAGAACUUGGGUAGUCCUGAUUGGAAGAUUCGUUUGGAAUCUAUCGAGUCAGUGAAUAAAAUUUUAGAGGAAGCCCAUAAGCGUAUACAACCCACUGGGACUGGGGAGUUAUUUAAUGCUCUUAGAGGCCGUCUAUAUGAUAGCAAUAAAAAUUUGGUCAUGGCAGCCUUGUCUACUGUUGGCUGUAUUGCAUCAGCUAUGGGCCCGGCUGUUGAAAAGUCAAGCAAGGGGCUUCUGUCAGAUGUUUUGAAAUGCCUUGGGGACAAUAAAAAGCACAUGAGAGAAUGCACUCUAAAUACUCUAGAUUCUUGGGUUUCUGCUGUUCAACUUGAUAAGAUGGUUCCUUACAUUGUGACUGCUUUGUCCGACACCAAACUUGGGGCAGAAGGGCGGAAGGAUCUUUUUGAUUGGUUAACAAAGCAACUUUCUGGACUGAGUGACUCAUCUGAUGUUCUACACUUGCUCAAGCCAGCUGCCUCUGCUAUGAUGGACAAAUCAGCAGAUGUUCGAAAAGCUUCUGAAGCCUGCAUGAAUGAAAUUUUGAGAGUUUGUGGACAAGAGGCAGUGACAAAGAAUUUAAAGGAUUUACGUGGACCAGCAUUAGCUCUUGUGCUUGAGCGAUUUAAACUGCCCGGGGGGCUCCAAGAGUCAUUUGACUCAGGGAAAGGACUUUCAACUGGUCUUGCGUCUAAACCUGGCACAAAGAUCGGAAAAUCUGGUUCAAAUGGUUUUGGUGAUCGUACAUCCAAGCAUGGCAAUAGAGCCAUUUCUUCGAGAGUUCCUGCCAAGGGCUCCAGGCUAGAAUCAAUUUCUCCACAGGAUCUUGCUUUCCAGUCACAGGCUUUAUUCAAUAUUAAGGACUCAAAUAAGGAAGAUAGGGAGAGAAUGGUUGUACGCAGGUUUAAAUUUGAAGAGCCACGAUUGGAACAGAUUCAAGAUCUCGAAAAUGACUUUAUGAAAUAUUUCAGAGAAGACCUUCAUAGGCGGCUUCUGAGCAAUGAUUUUAAGAAGCAAGUUGAUGGUCUUGAGAUGUUACAUAAGGCUCUUCCAUCCAGUGGAAAGGAAAUAAUUGAACUUGUUGAUAUACUUCUGAGAUGGUUUGUGUUACGGUUCUGUGAGUCAAACACAACAUGUUUACUGAAGGUCUUGGAGUUUCUCCCAGAACUUUUUGAUAUGUUGAAAGAUGAGGGUUACACUCUGACUGAAUCAGAAGCGUCCAUAUUUCUUCCAUGUUUGAUAGAGAAGUCUGGACAUAACAUUGAGAAAGUGAGGGAAAAAAUGAGGGAGUUGAUAAAGCAAAUCACUCACACAUAUUCAGCAACGAAGAUUUUUCCUUAUAUUUUGGAGGGUCUGCGCUCCAAAAACAACCGCACUCGCAUAGAAUGUGUUGAGUUUGUGGGGUUUUUAAUUGAUAACCAUGGAGCUGAGAUAGGUGGGCAGUUGAAGUCCCUGCAAUUUGUGGCUGGUUUAACAUCUGAACGAGAUGGUGAAAUUCGAAAGGCUGCUCUGAAUACGUUAGCUACUGCUUAUAAGAAUCUUGGUGAGGAUGUAUGGAGAUUUGUUGGGAAGUUAUCAGAUGCUCAAAGAAGCAUGUUGGAUGAUAGGUUUAAGUGGAAGGCUCGUGAAAUGGACAAAAGGAAGGAAGGUAAGCCUGGAGAAGCACGAGCAGCCAUGAGGCGUUCUGUUAGGGACAACGGGUCUGAUGUAGCUGAGCAGAGUGGUGAACUUGCACGUUCUGUGUCUGUCCCAACCUUGGCAAGGGAAGCAAUUGGUCAUUCCGAGCCUUACAUGGACAGGCAACUAUUAACUCGAUCAUUAGCUAGUGCAAAUGGCCCAACAGACUGGAAUGAAGCUCUGGAUAUCAUUUCGUUUGGUUCUCCUGAACAGUCAGUUGAAGGCAUGAAAGUAGUUUGUCAUGAGUUGGCCCAGGCCACAAAUGAUCCUGAAAGCAGCGUGAUGGACGAUCUUGUCAAGGAUGCAGAUCGGCUUGUUUCGUGCCUAGCAACUAAGGUAGCCAAAACCUUUGACUUUAGUCUGGCAGGAGCUUCUUCACGAUCAUGUAAAUAUGUUUUGAACACACUUAUGCAGACCUUUCAAAAUAAAAGGCUUGCACAUGCUGUGAAGGAGAGUACCCUUGACAGCCUCAUCACUGAACUUCUACUUUGGCUAUUAGAUGAACGGGUUCCACUUAUGGAUGAUGGCAGUCAACUCCUAAAAGCAUUAAAUGUUUUGAUGCUUAAGAUUCUGGACAACGCGGAACGUACGUCUUCUUUUGUUGUUCUGAUAAAUUUAUUGCGUCCACUGGACCCAUCAAGAUGGCCAUCACCUGCAUCAAAUGAGAUAUUUGCGGCUAGGAAUCAGAAGUUCUCAGAUCUAGUUGUCAAGUGUCUCAUCAAACUUACCAAAGUCCUUCAGAGCACAAUAUUUGAUGUUGACCUUGAUCGAAUUCUCCAGAGCAUCCAUAUAUAUCUACAAGAACUAGGAAUGGAAGAAAUCAGGAGAAGAGCUGGAGCCGAUGACAAGCCUCUGCGAAUGGUUAAAACUGUCCUACAUGAACUGGUUAAGCUUCGUGGGACGGCGAUAAAGGGGCACCUUUCGAUGGUUCCAAUAGAUACGGAACCUCAACCUAUUAUACUUGCUUAUAUUGACCUUAAUCUUCAGACCCUUGCUGCGGCUAGAAUGCUGACCCCAUCAGGCCCUGUUGGUCAAACUCAUUGGGGUGAUUCUACUGCCAACAAUCCAUCGCCUGCCACACAUUCUGCUGAUGCCCAGUUGAAGCAAGAACUAGCUGCAAUAUUCAAGAAAAUUGGUGACAAGCAAACAUGCACCAUCGGUCUUUAUGAACUGUAUCGUAUUACCCAAUUAUACCCAAAGGUUGAUAUAUUUGCUCAACUCCAAAAUGCAAGUGAGGCAUUCCGUACAUACAUAAGAGAUGGUUUAGCUCAGAUGGAAAAGAAUGCAGCUGCUGGGAGGACGCCUUCAAGUUUGCCAAUGUCUACCCCACCUCCUGUUGCUCUUUCUUCCCCAAAAUUUGCACCAUUAUCACCUGUACAUACAAAUUCUUUGAAUGAUGCCAAGCCUCUGAAUGUGAAACUUGAAUCCGCAAACUCCAAUCUGCCACCGUCAUAUUCUGAUGAUGACAGGGCUGUUAAUGCUAUUUCCUUGAGAGGUCCGAUAUCUGAUAACUCAGAAUUGAGACAAAAUAUGGCAGAUGAAAGGAAUGACAGAUAUUCAUCUGCAACAACUGCAAUAACAAGCGGGACAUUGGAUGCAAUCAGAGAAAGGAUGAAGAGUAUUCAAUUGGCAGCUGCUACAGUGAACCCAGAAGCUGGUAACAGGGCAUUAAUGUUCAUGAAUGGCAAUGUGCUGGCACAUGGACCUCCUCCUAGUCAGAUUCCUCAGGGGUCAGUCCGUGUUGACUCAGAGGCUCCUGUGCAGACCGGUGUCCUUCCCAUGGAUGAAAAAGCAUUGUCUGGCCUUCAAGCCCGGAUGGAAAGGCUUAAAAGCGGGACCAUUGAACCCUUGUAGAGAGAACGAGCAGUUCUGGGAUAUAUGAUUUUCGUGUUCAAACCCUGUGAACAUAUGAAUGGUGAUGAUCUUGUAAAUGAGAGUUAUACGUGGAGAGAGAUGGGAGGCGGUGGUUGCUGAUGUAGAGAUGGAGCAUCCGUGGCCACUGAAACUCUUUCUGCGAUGAUGAUGUGGUAAAUGCAUUGUUGGUGCCCCUGCUUUUUAAUGUGGCAAAUUUGUAGAUUAUUAUGUGUUCAGGUUUCUGUUUAACUGCUUCAGUAUGUAUAACGUCUCUGUAUUUCAACGAUUUACCCGAUUCCUAAUUUCAAGUGAUGCAUCAUUCAUUUUUUUUUUA
This is a messenger RNA of Nelumbo nucifera (sacred lotus), 6734 nucleotides long. It is a transcript of the gene MOR1, whose product is annotated as ARM repeat superfamily protein. NCBI's taxonomy places the organism in Eukaryota, Viridiplantae, Streptophyta, Magnoliopsida, Proteales, Nelumbonaceae. Gene Ontology annotation, molecular function: phosphatidylinositol binding; microtubule plus end polymerase activity; microtubule plus-end binding. Gene Ontology annotation, biological process: establishment or maintenance of microtubule cytoskeleton polarity; microtubule polymerization; spindle organization. The record is from RefSeq and is a predicted model, not a curated record.